This is a messenger RNA of Lolium rigidum, 1941 nucleotides long. RefSeq names its product pyruvate decarboxylase 1-like. NCBI's taxonomy places the organism in Eukaryota, Viridiplantae, Streptophyta, Magnoliopsida, Poales, Poaceae. The record is from RefSeq and is a predicted model, not a curated record. Gene Ontology annotation, molecular function: carboxy-lyase activity; magnesium ion binding; thiamine pyrophosphate binding. The transcript has 8 exons. The coding region runs from base 1 to 1941 and encodes 646 amino acids.
AUGCUGCUUGGAUCCAUCGAAGUGACACGCCCCACAGCCGAUGGUAGCAGCCAACUUUUCAAAACACACGAACCUUCUCCAUCUCUCGGCCUCUCUCCAACAAGGCCAAGAAUCUUCGCGCCACCAGCCAACAGUCCACCGCCACCCUGCUCGCCAUCCGCCAUGGCCGCCGCACUCGGCUCGCUGCCGUCCGCGUCCUCCUCCCCCACCACCGCUCCCUCCAUCCCGGCGAACGCCACGCUGGGCCGCCACCUGGCGCGGCGCCUGGCGGAGGUGGGCGCCCGGGACGUUUUCACGGUCCCCGGCGACUUCAACCUCACGCUCCUCGACGAGCUCGAGGCCGAGCAGCCCUCGGGCGGCGGCGUGCGCCUCGUCGGGUGCUGCAACGAGCUCAACGCCGCGUACGCCGCCGACGGGUACGCGCGCGCGGGCCGCGGGGUCGGCGCCUGCGCGGUCACCUUCACCGUCGGCGGGCUCAGCGCCAUCAACGCCGUCGCCGGCGCCUUCAGCGAGAACCUGCCCCUCGUCUGCGUCGUCGGGGGACCCAACAGCAACGACUACGGCAGCAGCCGGGUCCUGCACCACACCAUCGGCCUGCCCGAUUUCACCCAGGAGCUCCGCUGCUUCCAGAACGUCACAUGCUACCAGGCAGUGGUGAACAACUUGGAGGAUGCACAUGAACAGAUUGACACUGCCAUCUCCACCGCACUCAAGGAGAGCAAGCCAGUUUACAUCAGCAUCAGCUGCAACCUCCCCUCGAUCCCGCAUCCUACAUUUAGCCGCCAUCCUGUCCCUUUCUUUCUGUCCCCAAGAUUGUCAAACCAGAUGAGCCUUGAAGCAGCAGUGGAAGCCGCUGCGGCUUUCUUGAACAAAUCAGUCAAGCCGGUCCUUGUUGGUGGACCGAAAAUGAGGGUGGCCAAAGCAUGUAAAUCUUUUGUAGAGAUGGCCGACGCGAGCGGUUAUCCCAUUGCAGUGAUGCCUUCUGCAAAGGGGCUUGUGCCAGAGCACCACUCUAGAUUUAUCGGCACUUACUGGGGUGCUGUGAGCACUCCAUUUUGUGCUGAGAUCGUGGAGUCAGCAGAUGCCUAUCUGUUUGCUGGGCCGAUAUUUAACGACUACAGCUCGGUUGGGUACUCACUUCUCAUCAAGAAGGAGAAGGCGAUCAUUGUCCAGCCAGACCGAGUGGUGAUUGGAAAUGGGCCUGCAUUUGGGUGUAUUCUGAUGAAUGACUUCUUCCAUGCACUUGCAAGCCGGCUUAAGAAGAACACGACUGCGUACGAGAACUACUCACGCAUUUUUGUGCCCCAGGGUGAACCUGUUUCGUCUGAUCCUGGAGAGCCUUUGAGAGUAAAUGUGCUUUUCAAGCAUGUUCAGAAAAUGUUGUCUGGCAGCUCAGCUGUGAUUGCAGAGACUGGGGACUCAUGGUUUAACUGCCAGAAGCUGAAACUACCAGAAGGCUGUGGGUACGAAUUUCAGAUGCAAUAUGGAUCAAUUGGUUGGUCGGUGGGUGCAACUCUUGGAUAUGCACAGGCUGCUAAGGAUAAACGUGUCAUUUCCUUCAUAGGUGAUGGCAGCUUUCAGGUGACGGCACAAGAGGUGUCGACGAUGAUCCGAUUGGUGCAGAACAACAUCAUCUUUCUCAUAAACAAUGGCGGUUACACCAUUGAGGUGGAGAUCCAUGACGGUCCUUACAACAUCAUCAAGAACUGGAACUACACUGGCGUGGUGGAAGCAUUCCAUAAUGGCGACGGCAAGUGCUAUACUGCAAAGGUCCGAACAGAGGAGGAACUGAAGAGGGCGAUUCAGGCAUCUCUAGGACCUAACAAGAAUUGCUUGUGCUUUAUAGAGGCAAUUGUACACAAGGAUGACACUAGUAAGGAGCUUCUUGAGUGGGGCUCUAGAGUUUCCGCAGCGAACAGCCGCCCACCAAAUCCUCAGUGA